Molecule: messenger RNA, 411 nt
Organism: Fusarium keratoplasticum
Lineage: Eukaryota; Fungi; Ascomycota; Sordariomycetes; Hypocreales; Nectriaceae
Product: CENP-V/GFA domain-containing protein
Exons: 4
Coding region: 1-411 (136 amino acids)
Molecular function (GO): carbon-sulfur lyase activity
Source: RefSeq, a predicted model, not a curated record
AUGCCCUGCUACAAAGGGAAAUGUAUCUGCGGUAAUCUUCAAUACACCGUUUCGCUAUCCUCUCCUGAUGAAGCCCGGACUUCCCUUUGCCACUGCCACAGUUGCCGGAGAGCAUUCGGCACGAACUUCGGACUAACCACCAAGGUGCCUGUAGAGGGAUUUGAGUACAGCCAUGGGAAGCCAAAGAUCUUCAAGCAAGAUAACGGUGUAACACGAGAGUUUUGUGAGAAUUGCGGCGUGUUCGUCUGCGAGUACGGCGAACAAGCGGCGAACAAGUUCCGUUACAUCAUGUGGGGGACAUUUGAUGGCCCAGAACAAUUCCCUCCUAAAGGAGAAUUCUUUUGCAAAUAUCGCACAGAGUGGAUGCCAGAGAUACCAGGCGUGUUUCGCAAGAACGAGAUUAAGGAAUGA